UAUCUGAUCCUGGAGAGGCGCGAGCUCCGGGGGCGCAGAGGGUGCGGGGUCUCGCCUGGCAGCGCCCCGGUGCCAUCCGCAUCGCAGCCAGAUGGGCAGCGGCUUCCCUGCCUGCUCCAUGGGCCGGGAAUGGGGGGAUGCUGCGGUGAUCGCUGUAGGCUUGUGGCAGGGCUGUAAACACUAGUGUGUGGAGCAGUUUCUUUGGGCUUAUGAUUAUCGGAUGACUCUGGUGACUGUAGUUACAGCCUCCCUUCGUGCCAGGACAGCUACCCCAUAUCGCCUUUCCUAGGUCACUGUCAGGAGAGGGAGUAGCCAGCGAAGCAUCAGUUAUUUCUGCAAGAACAAUUUUAUCUGCGAUCGGUUGAGAAGGAUUGCGUGUCUGGAACAUCAAAGCCCCCACAAUGAAGCACUUCCUGAGAAUGUUUGUCCAGGUGUGCCUGUACUUCUACUGUAAAUGUUUGUGGCGCUGUCUGAAAUUUGUGGUGAGGAAAUUAACGGGAAGAUGUGAAUUACAAAGGAUCUGUUACAAUAUCAAGCCUGGGGCCAGCAGAACUAUGAAGAUAGAGACAUCACUGAGGGGUUCAAAAAAUAAGCUGCUGCAAACUUCAGUAAGUGUUCAUCCAGAUGCCAUUGAAAAAACUAUAGAUGACAUCAUGGAACUGAAAAAGAUUAAUCCAGAUAUAAAUCCACAGUUAGGAGUAUCUCUUCAGGCCUGUCUCCUACAGAUUGUAGGGUACAGAAAUCUGAUUGCAGAGGUUGAAAAGCUGCGCAGAGAGUCAUAUGAUUCAGAGAAUCCCCAACAUGAAGAGAUGCUUCUAAAGUUAUGGAAAUGUUUGAAGCCUGAUUGCCCACUGGAAGCUCGGAUUUCGAAGCAGUGGUGUGAAAUUGGUUUCCAAGGAGACGAUCCUAAAACAGAUUUUAGAGGGAUGGGCCUCCUGGGAUUAUAUAACCUGUUAUAUUUUGCCGAACGGGAUGCUGCAGUAGCUCAGCAAGUUCUUUCUGAUUCUCUUCAGCCGAAAUACAGGGAAGUCACUAAAGAGGAGCUAAGCCAAUUCAGCAAAGCUGAAUGGGAGAAGAAAAAGUUUGAUAAGGCAAUUGGCUACUCUUUUGCUAUUGUUGGCAUUAACAUAACUGACCUUGCAUACAACCUGCUUGUGAGUGGUGCGCUGAAGACCCAUUUCUACAAUGUUGCUCCAGAGGCUCCGACGUUAUCCCAUUUCCAACAGACUUUCUGCUAUUUGGUGCAUGAAUUCCAUAAAUUCUGGAUUCAAGAAGAUCCACUGGACAUAAUGGAGUUUAACCGUGUGCGAGAGAAAUUUCACAAGCGAAUUUUAAAACAGCUCCAGAAUCCAGACAUGGCUUUGUGCCCUCACUUUGCUGCCUCAGAAAGCUUAAUCAACAUGUAGUCAUUCACUUGAUUUGAUUUGAGAACACUGCCUCACUCUUCUCUUAGGUCACACUUUAGAUUAUCACUAACAUAUUGAAUGACCAUGGCGAUUGUAUGCAUGCCUUUUGGUGCAGUAUUCAUCUAUUUUUGUCAUAAACAUUAGAUCCCCUUACACGUCUCUUUCCAGGGGAUUUCUCAUUAAAUGGGUGCUCAUAUUGCGGCAUUAUGCAGUGUUACGUUCUGAAUUGAUGUCCAGGUAUCAAGAGUUUUCUAUUUUUUUAGACCUUUUUUCCCAUAAUUCGGCAUUGAAGAACUGUAUUUCUCUAGCUGUGUUUUGUAUAUGUGGAAUAAUUAUCUGAAUCUUGUAUUGUGAAAGCCUUUUAACUUAUUGAUCUGUUUUGUGAUAACUACUGACAUUUCAAGCAAAGUACAUGUUUGGACUUCAUCUAGAAGAUAAUGUAUGUAACUUUAAUCUAAUGCAGAAAAACACAUUAAAGACCAAUUUUUUCCAUGCA
Molecule: messenger RNA, 1902 nt
Organism: Malaclemys terrapin pileata
Lineage: Eukaryota; Metazoa; Chordata; Testudines; Emydidae
Gene: ELMOD1
Product: ELMO domain containing 1
Exons: 12
Coding region: 402-1406 (334 amino acids)
Molecular function (GO): GTPase activator activity
Source: RefSeq, a predicted model, not a curated record